CGGAGCGGUGCGUGCGGCCGGAGCCGGAGCGGAUCCUGGAGCCGGAGCGGAGCGGAGCGGAGCGGAGCCGGGGCGGAGCGGGCCGAGCGGGCCGAGCCAGCAGCCGAGCUGGGGGCGCGGGCGGGCGGCAUGUACCGGGCCCGGGCGGCGCGGGCGGGGCCGGAGCCCGGCAGCCCGGGGCGCUUUGGGAUCCUCAGCACCGGGCAGCUCCGGGACCUGCUUCAGGAUGAGCCCAAGCUGGACCGGAUCGUGCGGCUCAGCAGGAAGUUCCAGGGCCUGCAGCUUGAGCGUGAGGCCUGCCUGGCCUCCAACUACGCGCUGGCCAAGGAGAACCUGGCCCUGCGGCCCCGCCUGGAGAUGGGCCGGGCUGCCCUGGCCAUCAAAUACCAGGAGCUUCGUGAGGUGGCCGAGAACUGCGCGGACAAGCUGCAGCGACUGGAGGAGAGCAUGCAUCGCUGGAGUCCCCACUGCGCGCUGGGCUGGCUGCAGGCUGAGCUAGAAGAGGCGGAGCAGGAGGCAGAGGAGCAGAUGGAGCAGCUGCUGCUCGGGGAGCAAAGCCUGGAGGCCUUCCUGCCUGCCUUCCAGCGUGGCCGCGCCCUGGCCCACCUGAGGCGGACGCAGGCAGAGAAGCUGCAGGAGCUGCUGCGGCGUCGGGAGCGUUCUGCCCAGCCGGCCCCGACCUCGGCUGCUGAUCCCCCCAAAUCCUUCCCGGCUGCAGCUGUCCUGCCCACUGGGGCCGCCCGGGGGCCACCAGCAGUGCCCCGGAGCCUGCCCCCCUUGGACUCCCGCCCAGUGCCCCCACUGAAGGGCUCCCCUGGGUGCCCCCUCGGCCCGGCCCCCCUGCUGAGCCCUCGGCCCUCGCAGCCAGAGCCCCCCCACCGGUAGGAUCCACGGUGCGGCCCCCCAGUUGGGGGGCCUAGACAAACUUGAUGCGUGGCUCCUCCUCCUCCCCCACUGUCUGGGUGGGGGGAGGGGCAGGCCCCUCCCCCUGGCCUCAGGCAG
This is a messenger RNA of Pan troglodytes (chimpanzee), 1002 nucleotides long. RefSeq names its product VPS37D subunit of ESCRT-I (gene VPS37D). Gene Ontology annotation, cellular component: ESCRT I complex. The transcript has 4 exons. The record is from RefSeq and is a predicted model, not a curated record. The coding region runs from base 130 to 885 and encodes 251 amino acids. Gene Ontology annotation, biological process: ubiquitin-dependent protein catabolic process via the multivesicular body sorting pathway; protein targeting to membrane; protein targeting to vacuole. NCBI's taxonomy places the organism in Eukaryota, Metazoa, Chordata, Mammalia, Primates, Hominidae.